UCUCUCUCGCUUUCCCCUCCCCAUUCCGUUCGAGAGGGUUUGCACGCAUCGGAAGAGCAAUCACGCACCUGCACGCACGCGCGAGGGGGAUUUCGCGCUAGGGUUUCGGGGCGGCGCUGCGGGGGCCCUUCAUGGCCUCGCCGGCGGCGGCGGCGGGGGAUGGGGCGCUGACGGGGGAGGCGGUGAGCGCGGGGUUCGCGGAGCUGGAGCGGCAGCAGCAGCUGCUGGCCAGCUGCACGCGCCUGUACCAGCAGCUCUCGGACCACUUCGCGUCGCUGGAGCGCGGGCUGGCGGCGCGCUCCGACGCGAUCCGCCACAAGCGGCGCGCCGUGGAGGCGCGCACGGGCCGCGCGCUCGACUCGCUCCGCCGGCGCGAGCUCUCCAUCGACGGCUCCGUCUCCCGCGCGCUCGAGCAGCUCGACUCCCUCGCGGCCGCAGGAGGCUCUGGAGGCCAGGAGGGGUCGUCCGUCUCCGAGGACGCCGCGGGCCUCGCCGACGGCCUCAGGGCGCUCUGCGCCAGGAUGGACUCCGCGGCCUUCUUCGGCUUCGUCGCCGCGCGCCGCAAGGAGGCCGACUCGCUGCGCUCCGAGAUGCCGCCCGCGCUCAAGUGCUGCGUGGAUCCGGCCAAGUUCGUCAUGGACGCCGUCGCCGACGUCUUCCCCGUCGACAGGCGGGAGGCGAAGAACCCCGCCGACCUGGCCUGGGCCUGCGUGCUCAUCCUGGAGGCGGCCGUGCCGGCGCUGGCCGACCCGGACCCGGAGAUCGGGGCGGCACGGCCCUUGGUGCCGCGGGCCGCGCGUGAGCGCGCGCGGGGCAUGGCGAGGGAGUGGAAGGAGGCGGUGGAGCUCAAGGGUGGGGUGGAGGGGGCCAAGCCCCCCGACGCGCACGCCUUCCUGCAGCUCGUCGUCACAUUCGCCGUCGCGGAGAGGGCCGACCGCCUGCUGUACCGGAGGAUCGUGGUCAGCUUCUCCUGGCGCCGACAGAUGCCCCGCCUCGCUCUGGCCGUCGGACUCGACGAAGAUAUGCCUGAUAUCAUCGAGGAACUAAUUGCUAAGAGGCAGCAGCUUGAUGCAGUGAAUUUUGCAUAUGAGGCUGGACUUCAGGAGAAGUUCCCCCCAGUUCCUCUUUUGAAAUCCUAUUUGGAGGACUCGAAGAAGACAUCAUGUACUGUUUCAGAUAACUUGAGCACCAGCAGUGGCCAAUCUGGGAGCAACACAAACAAGAAAGAGCAGUCAGCGUUGAGAGCUGUGAUAAAGUGCAUUGAGGACCGCAAACUGGAAUCUGAGUUUCCACCAGAGGAUCUUCAGAAGCAGCUUGAAGACCUGGAGAAGGCCAAGACCGAGAAGAAAAAGGCAUCCUCAAGCGCCUCCAGCGGCGGUAGCAGCGAGCCUGCCAACAAGCGCAUCCGGGCAAGCAAUGGAGGCCCGAUGCCUCCUGCUAAGGCAGGGCGUCUCGCUAACAACACUUCUGUGUCUUCGUUACCAGUGGCCGCCACAUUUGUCCGCUCCCCAUCUCACACAUCAUAUGCCUCCCCAUCUCAAACAUCAUAUGCCUCCCCAUCUCACACAUCAUAUGCCUCCCCACCUCACACAUCAUAUGCCACAGCCUCUCCCUACCCUUAUGAUAGGCCGGCCGCCCCUGGCCUCUACUGUAACCGGAGCCCUCCGGCGAUCAGGGAGCCAUAUAUCUACCGUGCUGAGGAGCUACCCAGUGUCAGCUUUGGAAUGCCGUACCCCUCCCCUCCCAUGACCUACCCUGCACCCUAUGGCGGAUACACCAAUGGACUGCCAGCUUACAACAAUGGAAUGGCCCCUGCAUUCCACCAGGCUUACUACCGGUAGGAGCAGUCAGGAAACGUCGCUGAUGAAUGACAUGACAAUAACCAAUGAUGCCGACGACUCAACACGCGUAAUGGCCCUAUUUUGUAGUGACUGACUACAACAGUAGGCUGGGUAUCUCAUCUCAAUUCUCAUAUGUUCUUAUCACUACUAAAUGCUUUAUUUUAGUUCUCUCAUGUUAGACCACUACUCUGUAAUACUAAGAAACCUGGAUGUAAAUUAUGUAUGCCCAUCUGCGAGACUUACCACCGUCCUAUUGUAAUUCUGUUCGGGAACAAGGAGAAGACAUUAAAAAAAGUACCAUGUAAUCCUUCAGCGCUCGAUCGGCCAUGGAAUUAUUUAAAUCAAUUCAGUUUUGAGCUUAUGCAAAAA
Molecule: messenger RNA, 2210 nt
Organism: Brachypodium distachyon (stiff brome)
Lineage: Eukaryota; Viridiplantae; Streptophyta; Magnoliopsida; Poales; Poaceae
Product: FRIGIDA-like protein 4a
Exons: 3
Coding region: 132-1841 (569 amino acids)
Source: RefSeq, a predicted model, not a curated record